UGUUGAAUUUGUUACUUAUCUGUGGCGAAAUUUUCCUAAAGAAUUUUUUGCAAUUUAUGAAUUUAUCAAGAAAAGUAAUUUAAAUAUUAUAAUUAAAUAACGAAAAGACAAAUACCGUGAAUACUAUUUAAAAAUAUACAUAGAAAGAUAAUCAAGAUCUCAUCAUGGGAGUACCAAAAUUUUUCCGCUAUAUAAGUGAACGCUAUCCCUGCCUUAGUGAAUUGGCUAGAGAGCAAUGUAUUCCUGAUUUUGAUAAUUUAUACUUGGAUAUGAAUGGCAUCAUUCAUAACUGUUCACAUCCAGACGAUUCUAACAUUCAUUUCAACAUUACAGAGGAGGAAAUGUUUAAGGACAUUUUUAAUUAUAUCGACAAGUUGUUCUUUUUAAUAAAGCCUCAAAAAUUAUUCUUUAUGGCAAUUGAUGGUGUUGCACCACGUGCUAAAAUGAAUCAACAACGUAGUCGCCGUUUCCGUUCAGCAAAGGAGGCAGAAACACUUGAAAAGUUAGCCAACAGCCGUGGUGAAGUCAGAGAACACGAACGUUUCGAUAGUAAUUGCAUUACUCCUGGUACGGAAUUCAUGGACCGCUUACAUGAGGGUUUGCGUUAUUUUAUUAAAAGUAAGAUUAGUGCUGAUCCUCUUUGGCAAAAGUGUCGUGUUAUACUCAGUGGGCAUAAUUCUCCCGGAGAAGGAGAACAUAAAAUUAUGGAUUAUAUACGCUAUUUAAAAUCUCAAAGUGAUUUCAAUCCAAACACUCGUCACUGCCUCUACGGUCUCGAUGCUGAUUUAAUUAUAUUGGGUCUUUGCACCCACGAACUUCAUUUUGUUGUGCUGCGCGAAGAAGUAAAAUUUGGCAAGAAAUCUAAGAAGGCAUCUGUUGAAGAGACGCGAUUUUUCUUGUUACAUUUGGGUUUGUUGCGUGAAUAUUUGGAACUGGAAUUUAAUGAUAUAAAACAAGAAGAUCCAAAUUUCGAUAUUGCCAAAUUAAUAGACGACUGGGUAUUGAUGGGAUUUUUAGUGGGAAAUGAUUUUAUACCACAUCUACCAUGUUUGCAUAUUUCAUCUAAUGCUUUGCCCUUGUUAUAUAAAACAUACAAAAAGGUUUACAGCAGCCUGGGUGGAAAUAUUAAUGAAAACGGCAAGCUUAAUUUGGAGCGUUUAGAAAAAUACUUUGCAGCUUUAGCCGAAGUUGAAUUUGAAAUAUUCCAAGAAAAUCAUGCUGAUCUCAAAUAUUUUGAAGCUAAACAAUCAAAGAAUGGCGUUGAUGAAGCUUUUGACUUUGAUGUGAGUGAAAUUAAUAAUGAAAAUACUGAUAACGAUUUGGCAGCUUUGAUUGAAAGCAGUAGACAGUUUCUUGAAGAUGACGAUGAAGAUUUGUCAGACAAUGAACAACACAUUAAUGAUGAAUUUGAUAAUUACAAACGAAAUUAUUAUAUGAAUAAAUUGAAUAAGGAUAAUUCCAAUAGUGAACACACAAGAGAACAGGCAAUUUGUUAUAUAACAGCGUUGCAAUGGAUAUUAGACUAUUAUUAUCGUGGUGUCCAAUCAUGGGAUUGGUAUUAUCCUCACCAUUACGCUCCCUUUAUAAGCGAUUUAAAAGGUUUCCAAGACUAUGAAAUUAAAUUUAAUAUGGGUAAACCGUUUUUACCCUUUCAACAGUUAUUGGCAGUGUUGCCAGCCGCUAGUAAGACUUUAUUGCCAGCUGCAUAUAGAGAUUUAAUGACCAGCGCUAGCAGUGAAUUGAUUGAUUAUUAUCCAGAAGAUUUCCAAACAGAUCUCAAUGGCAAGCAACAUGAAUGGGAGGCUGUUGUUCUUAUACCAUUUAUAGACGAAAAAAGAUUAUUAGAUGCCAUGGCAGCCUGCGAUCAAAAUUUGACUCCUAGCGAACGAAAACGUAAUCAACACGGGCCUAUGUUGCAGUACGAUUAUCAUCCUGAGUCUCAAGGACAAGUUCCUGGCAUUUAUUCUCUUAAAGCAUUAUAUAAUGUUUUUUGUACAGAAAAACCAUUUUGGUCCCAAGAUAUUUUAGUAUCUCCCCAAAAGACUGUCUGUGUCGAACUGCCUAAUGCCGCUCGCACAGUAUUUUUUCCAGGUUUUCCCACUAUGAAACAUUUAAAUUAUAAAUUUGAUAUCAAAAAUGCUCGUGUCAAAGUCUUUGACUAUCCCAGUCGUAAUGAAAACAUGAUUCUUCAACCGGAAAGUCGCAAAAAUAUGGACGAUAUUUAUACUGUGGCUGAGAAAUAUCUUAAUCAAGUAAUUUUUAUUGGCUGGCCUCACCUGGUUAAAGCUAAAGUUGUAGGAAUAUCAAAUAAAGAAAAAUACAUAGAUAUUGAUGGCAUUAAGGAUUUAGAACCAAAAAUAUUCAAUUUUCAUGUAAAAACAGCCCAAGAACAUAUAUCGACACGUAUGGGCAUAGAAUUUCCAGAUUAUUCCGUUAUGGUUCAUGUACGAACCUACAUAGGUUCUUCGUAUGUAUGUGGAAGCCAAGGAAAAGUUACCAUUAACGAAGUGUGGAGUCAAUCCACUACAGUCUAUCCUGCGCAGGGUGUUGUCUCGCAGAUUGCUGUUCACAAUUCCUUGACAAACCAACACAAGAAAAUUGAACAAUUGUUUCCCGAAAAUAGCAGAAUAUUUUUUGUGGGUAAUCCUUAUUUUGGCAGUGAAGGUGUAGUAAUGAAUCCCAUGUUGGUUUACGAAUGUGGCAGAUUAAAAGUCAAUAUUACCGUUUUACCGGAACCUGACUUUUCCGAAGCGAAAUAUGUACAAAAUCAGCUAGAAAGAGACUACAUUAAUUCGUAUGAAGCAGCUGCUCGAAUUGGUAUACAUGUAAAAACAUUGGCCCGCAUCACGGGUUCUUUGCUAGUAGUUAAAGGUGCCCGACGUUCUAAAGCAGAUCUUCCCGAAAAUUUGUCUAAAUUAAAUAUCGGUUUACAAUUUAAAUAUUUUAAACAACAAGAAGAACUGGCUGGAUAUGCUAGACGCGUUGAUAAUCAGUGGUUUCUAUCAUCUAAAGCUAUUAAUCUCAUACAAUUAUAUGUGGCAAGAUUUCCUGUUGUGAUCGAAUAUUUAAGUAAAGCCUCAGAUCGUGCAGAAUUGCUUUUCGAACAGGAUCUAUUUCCCGACGAUGUCGGCGAAAAGAAAGUUGAAGAAAUCGUGGCUUGGCUAAAGGAGCAAGAUCACAUUAAAGCUGAAAGGGUAGCUUGUGGAUCAAAGACUAUGGAAAAAGAAUCUGUAGAGAAAAUUUUAGAAGCCAUUGAGCAAUUAAAGACUCUACCGGUUAAAACUGUUAAACUUCAAGUGAAGCCCCAUCUGUUGCUUAAGCCAGACGUAAGUCUGCCGGAUGCAUACAAAGCUAAAAAAUCAAUAAAACUUUUUGAUCGGGUUGUUAUUGUUAAAACUACUUACAUGGUUCCUCUUGGUUAUAAAGGUACUGUUGUUGGAAUUUAUCCAGUAAGUGAUCCUAAUCCUGUGCGUUUGGAAUGUGUUAAGGCUGUGGACAAUUUCUAUGAAGUUCUCUUCGAUAAACACAUACCAAAUGGUAAUGAUAUUCAUGGCAUUGCCGCACAACGUGUAUACAAAGUACCAGAAUCUUCCGUCCUUUUAAUAUUUACUCAAGAAGACAAGAAUGUGUCUUCAAAAUCCUUUAGACAGAGUGAGGUUCCAAAUACAGCAAAUUCUGUCAACAGCAAUGAUUCAAUUGAUAAGAAAGCAGAUUCAAAUCAAAAAACUGAAGUUAUACAAAAAGGCAGUGAUGAUUUUUGGACGCCUGCUAUAAACACAAAACAAAAACAUACAAAUACAAUAAAAAUCAUGCAAAAUCCCAAUCAAACGCAAUCGACUUCAUCUAACAAUAACACUCUAUCACAACAACAGCAAAAUGCGGUCGCUGUUGAACCGCAGCAGUCUAAUAAUGAUGGUACUCAACUCUUGAAGUCGCUUUUGGGUUUAUCUGCUAGUCAAACUCAAAUAAUGCCCGGAACAUCUGUUGCAGCUAAACCACAAUUGCCACAACCUCCCACGAGUUGGCGUACCGAUGCUCAAAAAAUGCCACCAUUACAUAAUUACCCUCGCAUGCCUCUCCCGCAACAUCCCUUUAUGUCAUCGAAUGCACCAUUAGCUGUAAUCGGAGGCAAUGUUGUUCCAUUGCCCACUACUCAACAAAUGAUGCCGUAUUAUCAACAGCUACAAUUUCAACAAGGAAGUCAUACAGCUCAGCAAUCUCCUCAAUACCAACCACUGCCACAACAGCAGCAGCAACAAAAUUUGAAAAUGUCACAAGACAAAAUAUUCAAUUUAAAUAGUUUAAAUCAAAAGGGUGCAUUUAUACCGCUACAAGUUUCUCGCGGAGCUAAUAGUUUCUCAAACAACACCCAAGCAGCUGGCACUUCUGCGAAUAACCAAAAUGUUUUAACAUCAAAUCAAGAUGUUAUUGUUCAAAAUCUGAAUAAACUGUCUUUGAACAACGAUGGAAAUAAUGUUAAGCAACAAAGUGCUGAUAUUAAGCCUUCUUAUGGACGCAAGAAACCGCCACGUAUUCCUAAAAUUGGAGCUAGAUUUGAUAAGGCACAAUAAAAAUGAAAUGGAUUCAAUUAAAAUCAUCAUCAUUAUUGUUUUCGACGUUAGUAAUAAAAAGUUUAAUUU
This is a messenger RNA of Lucilia cuprina (Australian sheep blowfly), 4640 nucleotides long. It is a transcript of the gene pcm, whose product is annotated as 5'-3' exoribonuclease 1. The transcript is spliced from 19 exons. Gene Ontology annotation, molecular function: RNA binding; 5'-3' RNA exonuclease activity. Gene Ontology annotation, biological process: rRNA catabolic process; nuclear-transcribed mRNA catabolic process. The record is from RefSeq and is a predicted model, not a curated record. Gene Ontology annotation, cellular component: nucleus. The coding region runs from base 165 to 4571 and encodes 1468 amino acids. NCBI's taxonomy places the organism in Eukaryota, Metazoa, Arthropoda, Insecta, Diptera, Calliphoridae.